Messenger RNA from Fusarium tjaetaba, 1656 nucleotides. Its product is annotated as triacylglycerol lipase II precursor. The record is from RefSeq and is a predicted model, not a curated record. The transcript is spliced from 5 exons. NCBI's taxonomy places the organism in Eukaryota, Fungi, Ascomycota, Sordariomycetes, Hypocreales, Nectriaceae. Bases 1 to 1656 code for a protein of 551 amino acids.
AUGCCUUCUCUCCUGAAACUGGCCACUGCGGUCGCCCUUCUCACUGAAGGCGUUCUUGGACGACAAGCCCCUUCUGUGCGAGUCAAGAACGGUACACUUGAGGGCAAAUAUGUCGCUGGAUUAGAUCAAGAUCUCUUCCUCGGUGUUCCCUUUGCUCAACCUCCUGUCGGCCAACUUCGUCUUCAGAACCCUCAGCCUUUGAACCAGACUUUCAAGGUCAAGAAGGUCACCAAGUAUGCCGAUUCAUGUGUCGGCUAUGGAAACACCGCUGAUCAAGGUCCUGCGACCUUCAGCGAGGACUGCUUGACUCUGAACAUCGUCAGGCCUGCCAUAUCCAAGGGCAGCAAGAAGGAGAAACUCCCAGUUGGUGUCUUUAUCCACGGUGGAGGUUGGACCAUGGACUUUAGCGCCAACGGUGUUUACAACAUGAGCUUCAUGGUUGAGGAGUCCGUCAAGAUGGGCAAGCCUUUCAUUGGAGUGUCCGUCGACUACAGACUUUCUUUCUGGGGAUUUAUGGCUAGCAAGGAUAUCCUCGAUGCCGGAGUUGCCAACCUUGGCUUGAAGGACCAGCGCAUUGCCCUGCACUGGGUCAAAGAGAACAUCGCCGCCUUCGGAGGUGACCCUUCAAAGGUUACCAUCUUCGGUGAGAGUGCCGGUGGUGGUAACGUCGGCUACCAAGCCAUGGCUUACGGCGGCGUUGACGAGGGGCUAUUCCGUGGUAUCAUCGCCGAAUCUGGAGCUGACGGCACUGACAUGAAGAACUACACGGGACCCCAGCAGCGCUACGACACUAUCGUCAAGGCAGUUGGCUGCGACAAGGAAUCCGAUAAGCUUGCCUGUCUCCGCCAAGUUCCCUUCGAGAAACUGAACGCCACGAGCACCAAGAUCCAAGGCAGCUUCUACCCCGUUGUUGACGAAGACUUUGUCCCCGACUAUCCCUCCAAGCUUCUCGCCGACGGAAACUUCACCAAGGUGCCUCUCAUGGCUGGAACAAAUGCUGAUGAGGGUAGUUUCUUCGGUCUGCCAGGUGUUGACUCCACUGAAGAGGCUGUUUCUAAACUUCGAGCCACUGGACUUGAUGCUGAUACCAUCGAUACACUCUUGGCUCUGUAUCCCAACAUCGAUGCUCUUGGAAUUCCAUCGGGGUACCGUUACAAGUCAAGUGAUCCUGUCAAGAAGCAGUAUAAGAGAUGGGCUGCUCUGCAGGGUGACCAGCUCUUCAUGUCGUGGAGACGUGCGCGAACUGAUGCUUGGUCUAAGCACAACGUGACUUCAUAUGCCUACCUGUUUGAGUCCCCCAAUACCAACAUGCCCGACUACAUCGGAACUCCUCACUUUGUCGAAAUCGCUUACGUUUUCUACAACAUGCUCGGACAAGGCUACAGCAAGGGUCAAGGCCCUCUUGUCAACGCAUCAAAGGAGGUUCUCGACCUCGCUAAGCUUGUGAGCCAUAUGUGGAUCAGCUUCAUCACUGAGCUCAACCCCAACGAACACGGAAUUUCCGGUGUUCCCGAGUGGCCUGUUUUCAACAAUGGUGGUGGAUACGGCGAGCACUUCUACUUCAAUCCUAAUGGAUCGAUGGCUCAGCCUGAUACUCUCCGACUGGCUGGUACUACGUUCAUGAACUCGGUUUCUGCUGACCAGUAUGGAAGAUAA